AGGUAUUUCCUUUGGGGUAUUUUGAAAAUUUUUACAUUUUACUCGGUUUAAGAUUAUUAAUUCAAUUUCGAACCGAACGGAAUAGCACAUCAUAAAGGCAGGCAAUAACAUAAAGUAUUAAGCAAUACAAAGUUUUAAAUCUACCGUUGUACCGUUGUGCAUACACAUACGUACAUUACCUAUAAAUACAUUUACCAAAGGUAACUAGAGAAGUUUUCAAAAGGCAAAAUACGGCAGUUGUGGCAAGUUCGUUAAAAACAUUUGCAUAAUUAUGGCACACGGCUCAAUUAAAUAGAGCAUUAAAAGCAACAACAACAAAAUUCAUUUACGUAUUUAUUUGUCUACGUAUAAAAACAAAGAAGUGAGUAAAGCUGCCAACGUAAUCGACAAAGUCAGCAAGACACUAAAAAUAUCUACGUGGAAAGACGAAUAGGCGACUCAAUUGCAAAGUGUACCACGAAAAGGAUGAAUUGACUGAGUGCUACAGGCAGCUGGGGAAUGACAUAGAAACAGGUGUUAGUUAUUAAAUCACAAACCAAACCAGUCAAGCCUUCUACCACAUAUCUUCAAUGCAACUAAGAUACAAAUUCCAGGCAUAUCUCGAAUUGCAUUAAGGCAAAUUUUAUCAUUAAGAGCAGCGAAUUACUGCAAGUUAUUUAAUUUACAAUUUACGACAAACCACAGACACAAUGCGGCUGUUAAUAUUCAUGUUGGCCUGUGUGGCACCUUCUAUACACGCAUACCACGUAUCAGCCGCCUCAGCGGGCGUUUCAUUCAUUAACGAAAAUAACCUAGAUCGAGUCCCACAAACUCCCAACACACAGAAUGCUGCCUCGAAAACAAUGCGCAAUCGUCGAAUGUAUGCAAUGUGUCCGCCACACUUCCAGCGAGUCGGCACCGAAUGUUACUCCCUCCUGCCACAGGACAGCAGCUGGCUAGAAGCGCAUUUCUUCUGCAAGGACAAAAACGCUAAAUUGGCAGAACCACAAAAGAAUGCCGAUCGCAAAUUGCGUGUCUUCCUCAAGAAAUACGAUGCACAGCGCGGAUUAAAUAGUCCCAUUUGGAUUGGAGCCACUUAUGAUUGGCAAAGUAAUGUAUGGCAAUGGAGUAUUAGUGGCAAAAACUUAACCUAUGACGCCUUCAGUCGCAUGGAGCCUGAGAUCAGACAGAACUUGGAAAAUCAUUGCGCUGUUUAUGACCCAAAUUUGGACUACAGAUGGUCUGCUCGUCCCUGCCCGGAUAAAUUUCGAUUCAUUUGUCAACAUAAAAUGCCAAAAGUCAGCGAGAAGAAUCGUCACAAAGUUUACAACCGUUGGAAUGCCACCUACCCGCAUGAGUUCGCGAAUGAAGUUAUAUUAGAGGUUAUGGAUCAGCCGGGCAAAACUGGACCCAGAUCCAACGUUGUCGUAAAGGCCAUUGGUAGCGAUGAACAGAUUGUCAUACCUAAGGCACGUAGUCAACGUCUAGGCGGAAAUCGUGGACGCGGUCGUGGCCGUCCUCAUGAAUUGCGGCGACGCCCCCAAAACACGCAAACCCGACCGAAUAUUCAUCCGAACGACAUCGAUUCUCAAUCGACCGACAAAUCAACCCCAAAUUCUUUAGCGACAGUGGUUCGUUACAACGAAAUACUUGCGCCUACGACAACAGCUCCAGUUUCAGCUGAUAAAGCAGUCAACGGUCAACGCCGGCAUGGCCAUCCACGAACUUCUCAUGAUCGCACGGUGUGGCGACAACGGCAGAAGGAAAUGCGUCGCCUACAGCGUAAAAAAGAACGAAGCCAACGCAUGCAACAAGAGAAGGAAAGACGUUUAGCUGAACAACGUCAACGUAUACGAGAAAACCAGAUGCGAUCACAACAGGAACGAGAACGUCAACAAAAGCUACAUGAUCAAGAGCAACAGGACCAGCAACAAAAAUCCCAUGAGCAACCGGAGCAGCUCAACCGAGAAAUAUAUGAAUUGAGUCAGCGCGAAGCCGACGACCAAGAGCGACAGCGUCAACAGCAGCAGGCCGAAGCGGAAGCUAAACGACGCGAGUAUGAAGAAAGAAAACAGGAAUUAGACGCUCUAAAAAUACAACUUGCCGAAGAGAAAAAGAAACGCGAGGAAGAAUUUAAUAGUGCUGAGCGCAUCCGCCAGGAACGUAUAAGCCGACAACGCGAACGUGAACAGCAGGAGCGCAUGGAACGAGAAGAGGCUUUGCGUCAGGCCGAAGAAGAACGCGUGAAAGAAGAGGCGAAACGGGAACAAGAACGGUUGGAGAAGGAAAGGCAGCUACGCGAAGAAUACGAAGAGCGACUGAAGCAGGCGCAGGAUGAACGUGAACGUCAACUACACGAACAACAAGAACGAAAGCGCCAAGAAGACGAAUACAACCGCCACCAACUUGAAGAAGAGGAAAAGCAACGUCAACAAGAAAUUGCACGCCAACAAGAGGAGGAAGAAAAGAAACUUGCAUUGCAACGACUUGAGGAGGCGCGUAAACUUGAAAAACAGGAAUUACAACGUCUGGAGGAAGAAAAUCGCCGACGAGAAGAACUGUUACGACAACGUCAAGAGGAGAUCGCCAGACGCGAGGAGGAACAGCGUAAGAUAGAGGAGGAAGAAGAACGCUUAAAGAAGGAACUUGAAGAAGCGGAAAAACGGCAAAAGGAGGAGCACGAAGCCCAAAUCAAAGAAGAGGAACAGGCUCUUAAGGCGCGAGAAGAGGCAGAGCGAAACAUUGCAGAAGAACAGGAACGUCAACGCCAAGAGCGAUUGGAAGCACUUAAAAAGCAGGAGGACGAACGCGUUCGGCAAGCGCUCGAAGAAAAGAAACGCAAAUAUGCAGAACGUCUGUCACGUCUCUCACCCGAGGAUCAGCGCAAAUUCUUCGAAAUGCGCAAACGACGAAAGGCCAAGAAAACCCAAGAAUUACUGAAACAGCAACAACAAACAAGUAACGGCAACGAGGCAUUCGAGGACGAAUAAAGAGAGUAAAAAAUUCGCCAAAUCAAAUUGAUAUUAGAAUUAUGGGAUAAUAGUAGUUGAAGCGAUACAAAAGCGUAUUCUAGAAAAGAAGGCAAACAGGAUACGAAGCAUACUAUAAGUGCGUGCGAAAAAAUCGGAGAAGUCUCGCCGCUGUUCGACUGUGUAAUUUUGCUUUAUCCCCAAAACCUCGUUAAAAGUUAAGCUAAAAUUAAGUAAUUUAAAUUAAGUCGUCGCUGCCAUUCUCUACUCUACUCUUCGAUACACGCGGAACGCUUUUUAUUUUUACGCUCUCCAUAUUACAGUUUCAUUGUGGUAAUAUGUAUGUAAGAGGAUUUGUAAAAAAUAAAUUGGCUUAAAAAUAUUCUGAUAUUUUUGGAUUAUAUUAAAAAAUGUUAAAAAAGAAAAAUAUUACUGAGGCCCUAGUAUUAGCUUUAGUUGCAAGCGAGCAGCGUUCCAGAGACGGCUACUGCUCGGCAGCAGUUGUAACUAUUCUCGAUUGUAAAUUUACGAAAAAUAUAAUAUAAUAUAUUUAAAUCAUUAUUAAUCUUUAAGUGGAUAUACAACUGACGACCGAAGAGGAUGAAAACAAAAAUAUUAUAAAAAAUUCACAAUACACAAGUUCUCUGUAUAUAAGUAAGUGAUGAAGAGUGCACAACUCCUUCCGUUUUGUUUUGAAACUGUAAUUUAUGAUGUAAUAUUUAUGUGAAAGCACUGACACAUUUUCCUUGAACACCAAAAAGUUGUACAAAGAGUAAAAAAAAUAUCAUGUAACAAAAUUUUACAUUAAUCAUGACUGCAUAUAUGUAUAUGUAGAGAUACGUUGAAAAGCAUGAAAGCACAUCCACAUAUAUAUGUAUAUGUAUUAGUAUGUGUAUAAUAAACAUGAAUAAUUGAAAAAGUUAGAAGAAUUUUGAUUUGAUUUUUAAAUAGGUUUUCACAGGAGACCUUUAGUAUUUUCCCAACCGCUUUAGCAAGUUUGUGCUCUUCGUAAAUGAUUGCAAAUAUCAUUUAAAGAAAAUAUUUUUACUAACCUAAAUGUAUACAUUAUUUAACUUCUGAUUAGGGCUAUGAAGUGUAUUUGUUUGAAGCUUAACAUUAAUAUUAAAUUACUAAUAUAAAAUUUUUGUAUUUUUAUUUUUAAGAACAAUAAACAAAUGCUGCUUACAUACACACAUACAUAAGUUUAAUAAAUGGCAUUAUUUGAAGUUUUGCUUUUGAACAAUUUUAAAAUAUUAUUUUAUUUUUCAAUGUUAAAAAGCAAUACUGGAACGAUAUUAAUUCACAUAUUUUGUAUACAUUAAAUAAAGUCAUCCAGCAUUUUUAAAUGUCUGCAUGAUACUUUUAACGAUUUCAGGAUGUUAUAGUACAUAAAUUAGAACACAAAUGUACAUAUAUACAUACAUGCAUACAUACAUACAUAUGUACAUAGUAUAUACAUAUAUGUAUAUGUAUUUUAUUAUGUAAAGAAUACGAAACUCUAAAUGAAUUCGAAAUGUGCAGCUAAAUACAAUUUUCAUCUAAUUAUUACCUCACAGUAUGUUUUUUGUCUUAAAUAUAAAAAAACACAAUUAUAAAUAUUAUACAAUUAUACAAUGCAAUGAAAACAUAUUGAAUUCAAUUUAAAUAAAUAUAUUUGAGAAUUGUUAUGUAAUUUAUUAAAAUUUUAAACUGAAAAUCGAGCACCGUAAAAGAUCUAACUCUUGACUUAAAAAUUAAUUAGGCGAACGAAAGUUUUAGAAAUUAUGCUGUAAUGUAAUGUGGAACCCUAAGUCAGUAAAUCAACCGCUACAGUAACAACAAUAACAUUAAGAAAUCAGUGAAUAUCCAGAAACUGUAUGUAAAGAACGGAAAGCAACAAUAAAGAGUUAAAAACUGUAUAAAAACGCAA
Messenger RNA from Anastrepha obliqua, 4857 nucleotides. RefSeq names its product trichohyalin. The transcript has 8 exons. NCBI's taxonomy places the organism in Eukaryota, Metazoa, Arthropoda, Insecta, Diptera, Tephritidae. The record is from RefSeq and is a predicted model, not a curated record. The coding region runs from base 690 to 2969 and encodes 759 amino acids.